AAUCCACAAUUGAUUGUCAUGUUUUCAUGCCACAGUGAGGAAAGGUCUGACCUACAUGUGCAGCGUGUCUGGCUUUAUUAUAGGAUGGUGUAAAACAUUUAAAAGAAAUGCAUUGUGGAAUCUGCUGGCUGCUGUGAAAUUAUUCAGCUUUUUUAAACUGCAGGUUUUUGCAGUUUAUUUUUUACUUUUUAGAGAAAGACUAACAGAACUUGACUGACAGCUCAUUGUGACAAUCCUGUUGACCGUCAUCACCAAUGUAUAGCAGCAGAUAUUCCCAGGUCAAGAAGUUCAAUCCAGAGGCUCAGAAGAAGAUGCAGUACCGCUCGAAGGGCAAGAGUUGUGGCUACUACGUGCGCAUCAUCUUCUUCUUCUCAUCUCUUAUUCAGUCUCUUAUCAUAGUCAGCCUUGUGCUCUUUCUGAUCUACGGGAAGACCCAGGCCUCUGCAUCUUCAGCUGGUGUCCAAGACCUGGAGGAGAGCUUCAGUCGACUCUCCAUUGAGAACGUUGCCCUCCGGCACCAGAGGAAAAACCUGACCAACCUCCUAAAUACCACCCUCACUGAAAAGGCUCGGAAUGACUGGGACCUCGUUAACCUGAGGGGCUUAGCCAACAGGUCAAUCACAAUGUUCCAGUUCUAUGACAUUCAGCUGCAACAGUGCAACUUUGAGUUGGUGAGCUGCAAGUUUAAACCUGGUAAUAUCACACCCCGUACUACAUUUACACAGCCUACUGGGGACUGCAACUGUGGGCUGCUGGUUCAGCAAAUGAAAGCUGGACUUGAAUUAAUGAAAUCCAACUUGACUCAAACAAAGCAGAUAAUGACAAUGGAAAAAGAGCAGAUUGCCAAAGAGAGGGACAACCUUAUCUUGGAAGCUAUCCGUCUCAGGAGAGACAAAUCCACUUUGGAAAAGGAGCUAGAGCUCUUCAGGCAGAAAUCAAAGGACCAGUUUUCUCAGUUGUUGGGUCCUAUCUCGUCCGUCUCUAAGGCUUUACUGGAGAAGAUAGAUUCUCUCUUCCCUAAGCACCUCGCAUUCCAGCUCACUUGUGCAAAACAAAAGGAACACUUGGAGCAGAUCCAAACCAACUGCACCAGCCUGUCCCGGGAAGUGGAGAACAAACUCCAGCGCUAUCUGGACAUUGUGGGAGACCAGGUGUCAAACAUGCAGAUAGAGAACAACCACUUAAAGGCAGAGAACUGGCGGUUAUCUCAGGACUAUCGCUGGUGCAGCCAAAAUCGCACGAGCAUGAUAGAGCAGCACAAACGAAGCAGAGAAGAGCUCCAGCUGAAACAUGAUCAGGAGAAGGAGAAACUCCUAAUGGACAAGCUGAAGAUGACUGGAGAGAUAGAGGUCCUGAAGAACAGUGUGAAGUACAAAAAUGCAGAGGUGGAUCACCUUAAAGAACAAAUAAAUCAUCUCAACAUGUCAUGCAUGGCGAGGAGUGGACUAGGUGGAUAUUCAGGAGGGGUCCUGGGCUCACGGUCAAACACACAGAGCCAGUUUGGGUUUGGCUCGUUUGGUGGUGGUGGUUCCAGCCAUUCCUCUUCCAGUACUUCCGGUUUAGGUCAAGGUAGGACAGGAACAGCUGGGUCAGGUUCAAGCUUUAGCUCUGGAUCAGGAUUCAAUAGGGCUCCAUCUACUGGAGUAGGCUCAUCAAGUUCAACUUUGCAACAGUUUGGGUCAAGCCAAACUCUAACCAACACAGGGCAAGGUUUUAAUAAACCAGGAUCAACUGGAGCUGGCACUUCAAGUUCAACCUUUCGGUCAUCUGAGUCAAAGUCAACCCUAAGCAACAUUUACCCAGGCCUGAGCAGUGCUGGGACAGGAGUGAAUAAACCUGCAUCAACUGGGGGAGCUUUCUCAAGCUUAGGAUCGUUUGGGUCAAGUCUCGGCUCAAGUGGGACAGGAUCAAACAAACCAGCAGAGAGUGGAAGAAGCUCAACAACCUUUGGGUCAUCCUUCGGGUCAGUUGGGUCCAGUUUAAAUCAAGGUUCAAGUGGGACAGGUUUAAAUAAGCCAGCUUUGAGUGGGGCAAGUUCAACAGGUUUUGGGUUUGGGUCAUCAUCUGUGUCAAGUGGAACGAGUGCAUCAAGUGGGUCUAGUGGCUCAACAAGUAAAACCCCAUCAUCAGGUUUCAAUUGGUUUGGUCUUGGUAGCAGUACUUCAGGGCAAAGUAAGACAGAAAGUGUGCCAGGGAAAACAUUUCCUGGAAGUGGGAAUAGUGGAACUGGGUCUGCGUUUGGUGGAAAGACAAACGGACUGGCGGGUAGCCCAGCCGUCGCCCAACACAUUCAAGAGCUCCAACGCCUGAUCAACCCACCUGUCCCCCAGGAGAAGCAAGAUCUAUCCAGAAUGUUGGGUUAAUCCAACCAAAAUAUAUAUGGAGAAAAAGUUAAGAUUUAGAUUACAAGGGUAAUGUAAUAAAUUCAUAAAAGAGAUUAUGGAAGUUUUUAUGUACUGAGCUCAUUUACAGUGACUAUAAAAUUGUUUAUAUCAUUUGAUUUUUUUCCACAUUUUAUCAUGUAAUAAGCACAAACCUCUAUGUACUUUUCUAUUUUAUUGAGAUGUUUUGUGAAAGAGCCACACAUGGUAGAGUUUAUUUUGUGGAAGGAAAAUGAAGUGUGGUUUUUAAUUUUUUUCAAAUAAAAAUCUGAAAAACUUCUCUGGAUCAAUA
Girardinichthys multiradiatus is the source of this 2673-nucleotide messenger RNA. It is a transcript of the gene plvapa, whose product is annotated as plasmalemma vesicle associated protein a. Lineage: Eukaryota; Metazoa; Chordata; Actinopteri; Cyprinodontiformes; Goodeidae. The record is from RefSeq and is a predicted model, not a curated record. Gene Ontology annotation, biological process: regulation of vascular permeability; positive regulation of cellular extravasation. The transcript is spliced from 6 exons. The coding region runs from base 255 to 2363 and encodes 702 amino acids. Gene Ontology annotation, cellular component: caveola.